Messenger RNA from Ylistrum balloti, 1329 nucleotides. RefSeq names its product histone-lysine N-methyltransferase 2D-like. The coding region runs from base 1 to 1329 and encodes 442 amino acids. The record is from RefSeq and is a predicted model, not a curated record. Lineage: Eukaryota; Metazoa; Mollusca; Bivalvia; Pectinida; Pectinidae. The transcript has 3 exons.
AUGUAUGGCAUCUCUGACAAUGUUACAAAGCACCACUGCCUUGCACUGGAAGUGCAUUCGAAUGGCAGGAUUUGGAAUUUGGUUGAUAGAAAGCUUCUCAAACUGUCACCUAACUCAGAACUUCUCAAACUGUCACCCAACUCAGAGCUUCUCAAACUGUCACCCAACCCAGAACUUCUCAAACUGUCACACAAAUUAGAACUUCUCAAACUGUCACCCAACUCAGAACUUCUCAAACUGUCACACAACCCAGAACUUCUCAAACUGUCACCUAACUCGGAGCUUCUCAAACUGUCACUCAACUCAGAACUUCUCAAACUGUUACCCAACUCAGAACUUCUCAAACUGUCACACAACCCAGAACUUCUCAAACUGUCACCUAACUCGGAGCUUCUCAAACUGUCACUCAACUCAGAACUUCUCAAACUGUUACCCAACUCAGAACUUCUCAAACUGUCACACAACCCAGAACUUCUCAAACUGUCACCUAACUCGGAGCUUCUCAAACUGUCACUCAACUCAGAACUUCUCAAACUGUUACCCAACUCAGAACUUCUCAAACUGUCACACAACCCAGAACUUCUCAAACUAGCUUCUAAAACUGUCACACAACUCAGAACUUCUCAAACUGUCACCCAACUCAGAGCUUCUCAAACUGUCACCCAACUCAGAACUUCUCAAACUGUCACACAACUUAGAACUUCUCAAACUGUCACACAACCCAGAACUUCUCAAACUGUCACCCAACUCAGAACUUCUCAAACUGUCACCCAACUCAGAACUUCUCAAACUGUCACCCACUCAGAGCUUCUCAAACUGUCACCCAACUCAGAAUUUCUCAAACUGUCACCCAACUCAGAGCUUCUCAAACUGUCACCCAACACAGAACUUCUCAAACUGUCACACAACUCAGAGCUUCUCAAACUGUUACCCAACUCAGAACUUCUCAAACUGUUACCUAACUCAGAACUUCUCAAACUGUCACACAACUCAGAACUUCUCAAACUGUCACCCAACUCAGAAUUUCUCAAACUGUCACCCAACACAGAACUUCUCAAACUGUCACACAACUCAAAACUUCUCAAACUGUCACCCAACUCAGAAUUUCUCAAACUGUCACCCAACUCAGAACUUCUCAAACUGUCACACAACUCAAAACUUCUCAAACUGUCACACAACUCAGAACUUCUCAAACUGUCACACAACUCAAAACUUCUCAAACUGUUACCUAACUCAGAAUUUCUCAAACUGUCACCCAACACAGAGCUUCUCAAACUGUUACCCAACUCAGAGCUUCCUUGUCACCCCUACUUAGUACUUUCUCUCUGA